Molecule: messenger RNA, 342 nt
Organism: Dermacentor silvarum
Lineage: Eukaryota; Metazoa; Arthropoda; Arachnida; Ixodida; Ixodidae
Exons: 2
Source: RefSeq, a predicted model, not a curated record
AGGAACUACGCCCGUGAGGUCGUGAGGGACGAGCUGCUGGUGCGACUUCCACUCGGUGGUCCCGGAAAGAUAGUGUCAAUUGACGAGCGCCUUCUUCGCGGCAAAAGAAAGUACAAUCGAGGCCGCCUGAUGACUGGUGACAACGUUUUGCCAAGCCACAAAAAUUACGGCUGUGUUAUACAUCGUGGACCAUGGGCACCGCUGCUGGAGUCACACUUGACAUAAAUGUGGUGGUAGUCAAUUAACGGCCCCGUGCGCUGCAAAGACCCUUUCUUGCGUGUGUUAGAAGCAUUGGAUCGCUCGGGGCUACCCAGUACGAAGGCACUUUCCUGCGGUUGUUAG